Messenger RNA from Ricinus communis (castor bean), 1787 nucleotides. RefSeq names its product transcription termination factor MTERF5, chloroplastic. The transcript has 2 exons. Gene Ontology annotation, molecular function: double-stranded DNA binding. Lineage: Eukaryota; Viridiplantae; Streptophyta; Magnoliopsida; Malpighiales; Euphorbiaceae. Bases 437 to 1606 code for a protein of 389 amino acids. Gene Ontology annotation, biological process: chloroplast organization; regulation of DNA-templated transcription. The record is from RefSeq and is a predicted model, not a curated record. Gene Ontology annotation, cellular component: chloroplast.
GUUUCUAAUGUUUCAACGGUUACAUUCAUGUUCACUCCAACGGUCAGAUUUCUUUCCUUUUUUUAUUUAUUUUUAAUAUUUUUCUGUUUCAACGGUUAUAUAUUUUAUGAAGGGCUUAGUUUGGGCCUAUAGAAUUUAUAAGCCCAACUAGUUAACUCCUGCCUGCACAUAAUUCAACAAAACGGUGUCGUUAGGACUAUGUGUAGUGUAUAUACUCUACUCUGUAUUCAUGGAGGCAUGGAGCGCUGUCAUCACGAGCUCAAAGGAAAAAUACAGGCAGACAGACAAGGUUGUUGAUUUGGAUUCUUUUGGUACAGGAGAAUUUCAAAACUUGAAGUGGGUCGUGUUGUUUGAAUGAUAAGAAAAAGCUCAGCUGUGAUCAAGAAAACAAUUUUAUGACCUUAUUAUUAAACCCUAAACCCUGUUAAAUUUUCAAAUGCAAACUGUUAAGUCUCUCUUUAUUUUUUCACCUUCCCCCUUAUACAAUUUCCUCAUCAAUACCAAAUAUCCCUUCAGUUCUGCUGUCUUCUCUUCACUUGCCCAAACUUCAAAAGCAGCAAAUCCUGCCCUUUUCCAUUACCUAUUAAAAAGCCUCAAAUUCUCUGAAACCCAAGCCUUUACUAUUUCAAAUCGCUUCUCUCAUAUCAAAUCUACUGAAAAGCCACAAUCUGUUCAUUACUUUCUUAAAAACCUUGGUUUAUCCAAUUCCCAUAUCCAAUCUGCUAUCCAUGGUGCACCGCAAAUUCUCUUUGCUAACGUAGACAAGUGCCUUAAACCAAAAGUUAAGCUUUUUCAAGAUCUGGGACUUGUGGGUUAUGAUCUUGGUAAGUUCAUUUCCAAGAAUUCUACUCUUUUAACUGCUAGUUUGGAUAAAAAGUUGUCUCCUCGUGUGGAAAUUCUGAAGAGACUUUUGUUGAAUGAUGAGAAUAAUAAAGAUUUGGUAAAAGUUUUAACUAGAUGUAAUUGGAUUAUCUCAAAAAACCCCAAAUCAAGAUUAUUAUCCAAUGUAGCAUUCUUGGAGAGUUGUGGGAUAGUUGGGUCUCAGCUAUCCAUGUUACUAAGGAGGCAGCCUAGACUUUUCAUUAUGCAAGAAUCUGCACUUAGAGACCUGGUUUCUCAGGUUUUAAAUAUGGGGUUCUCAGUAAAUUCAAGGAUGUUGGUUUAUGCUCUAUAUACUGUUAGUUGCAUGAGUCAUGAGACAUUUGGUAAAAAAAUUGAAAUUUUGAAGAAAUUUGGGUUUUCAGAGUAUGAAUGCACAGAGAUGUUCAGAAAGCAACCAGGUUUGCUAAGAUCUUCUGAGAAGAAGUUGAAGUUGGGACUUGAUUUCUUUAUUAACACAAUUAAGUUUAAAAGGGAAGUGUUGGUUUAUAGACCUACAUGUCUAAUGCUGAGCAUGGAAGAAAGAGUGAUUCCUCGAUACAAAGUUUUGGAGAUUAUGAAGUUAAAGAAGCUGUUAAAAAAACAGCCUAGCUUUAUUAAUGUGUUAAAUUUGACAGAGGAGGAGUUCGUGCAGAAGUUUAUAGCUAGUUUUCCUGAUGAUGCAGAGGAGUUGUUGGUAGCUUACAGAAGUCAUACUCUAGAUUCAUAUUCUGAAGAAAAAUCUUGAUGCAAGUUAGCUUUCUGUUUAGUUGUGAAGGAGCAUAGGGAGGACCUCUUCCUUCCAAACCAUAUGCUCAUUGGUAAGAGCUCUUGAAACCAUUUUUAUUGUACUUAUAAUGCUUCUGACCUAAAAUUAGUUUUUGGCUGCUAUUUUCUUAUAAUCAAUCACCUCAGAAGUUAAAGUGUCA